GUUGGGAAUCUUUAAAGUCGACAUUCCGCCAUCUUUCUUUACAUAGCAAGUUAUCAGGACAAAACAAUAACCAUUUCCAAAUAAUAAUUUAACCCAAAUAGAUCUGCUAAAGCACGUCCAUUUGGUCAGAUAUUAUACAUAACACCUUCAAGAAGGAGCAGGUUUGACGGACUUGUAGAUAUUGUGCACAGCCGCUCGGACAAAGCAGUUUGAGAGCGCUCGACUUGUGGAGGUGGACAACAUGGGCCGCUCCCGGAGCCGCAGCUCGUCCAGGUCCAAACACUCCAAAAGCAGCAAGCACAGCAAGAAACGGAGCCGGUCUCGGUCCAGAGACAAGGAGAGGACGAAGAAACGCUCCAAGUCACGAGAAUCUAAAAGGAACCGGCGCAGAGAGUCUCGUUCAAGGUCUCGAUCCACCACAACUUCGUCCCGCAGAGAAAGAGUAGCCUCGCCGCCGGAGCGCCUCGACAUCUUCGGCCGGACACUGAGCAAGAGAAAUGCCCUGGACGAGAAGCAGAGGAAGGAAGAUGAAGAAAGAAAGACCGAAAUGGAAAGACAAAGGAAGAUUCGGCAGCUGGAGAUAGAGGAGAAGCUGAUUGAAGAGGAAACGGCACGGCGAGUGGAGGAGCUGGUGGCCAAGCGGGUUGAGGAGGAGCUGGAGAAGAGGAAGGACGAGAUCGAAGGGGAGGUUCUUCGACGUGUUGAGGAAGCAAAGCGCAUCAUGGAGCGGCAGCUUCUAGAGGAACUGGAGAAGCAGCGGCAGGCAGAGUUGUCAGCGCAGAAAGCUAGAGAGGAAGAAGAAAAAUCUAAGCGGGAGGAGCUGGAAAAAAUCCUGGAAGAGAAUAACCGCAAGAUCGCCGAUGCUCAGGCCAAACUGGCUGAGGAGCAGUUGCGUAUUGUAGAGGAACAGAGAAAGAUUCACGAGGAGCGUAUGAAGCUGGAGCAGGACCGUCAGAAGCAGCAGAAGGAGGAGCAGAAAAUAAUCCUCGGCAAGGGCAAAUCCAGGCCCAAGCUCUCCUUCUCCCUCAAGGCCACUGAAUAAAACUGCUCCCCUGCUGUCCACAUGUCAUGCCCUGCCUUCAUUCCCAUCCAGCUCUCCUUCAUCAUUUGACCCCAAUCCUCCUCUGUUGAACGCUCGCUUCGUUUUGGAAGUGCUGAAGGAAGGCCGAGGAAAGGGGUUCAAACAGACCAUUGUGUUAACUUGCUUGUCCCAAUGAAGCCCCUUGUCCCUCUCUGGCCCUGAAGAGGAGUGCUCCCUCCACCCUUAUCAUCCCUAUGGCACAGAGGACUUGUUUGCUUUUUUUCAGUUUAUUUUCAUAUUUAGGGAACUUGAACUUUUGAUGUAGAAUGCUAUAACUGAUCCCUUGCUCUGCAAGUCUUAAUUUUGGUGUAAUGGUGAACAACUGUGCACCUGUACUCUUCUUACAUGUCAGCAAACUACAAUAUAGUGCCAGUCCCUGAUAUAGAAGAUGUCUAGUUUGUGUAGGUCAGCUAACUGUAAAAGCUCAUGGGCAGCCUGGGAGUGGACGGGUUGUUUUCCUUUUUUUUUCUCAUCAAAUAGCUGAAGUGGUUGACAUAAUGGUGACAAAUCACAGCACAGCCUUUCAAAGUUAACUUCCCAUCCAGCUGACAGGUUUGUUUCUUCCACCUUACUUCCUGUGUAUAUGUGAUCGGAUCACCAUAGAAAUCCACAGUUUAUUUUACUGAUAUACCGCUAAUAUUAUUUGUCACUAAAACAUUAACAUGGCAGCCUGUCCAGAGAGGAUAUGUAAAGCUUAUGUUAGAUUUGAAGUUGCUGCAUUGCAAGUGAACUCAGCCUCGACGUCCAAGCUGCCCAUGACUGAACCACAAACCUUCAGCAGGAUAUGUGUCCCGUCUAUGAUAAGUGGGCUUGUGGGUAACCGAGGAGAGGGGAUGCCUCCUGUAUGAUGUAAUGUUUUUAGCCUUGCUGUGAUGUGUUCGCUCCCACCCCUCUCAAGUAAAGAGUGUGUUAAGAAAUUGAUCCCCAAUUACACAAGGUAACGUUAGAGUCAUGGUAAAUACUUGAGCUUUGUUUAAUCAGACUCAGUGGGAAAUCAGUGAAAUGCACGAAAACUCCCAACUAUAGACUCGAUGUUCUGUCCCUGAACUUUGUUGUAGUAAAUGAACGUGGCAAUGCGCCUCACGUGGUAAGUCUUGAUUCGUACUGGAUGGACAAGUUCAGGUAAGAUGAGGUUUGAGCUUAGUGUGAGUGUGUGAGUGAAUGACUGUGUGUGAGGUUGUGACUGGGGCUGACCUCAGGUGGGUAUAAGAUGUAAUGAGGGAUUUUGAAUUUAUCAUGUAAUUUCCCCCAUUUGUUAAGGGACUGAACAGUUGAGUAAAUCCAUUGAAUGCCUA
Pleuronectes platessa (European plaice) is the source of this 2376-nucleotide messenger RNA. RefSeq names its product arginine and glutamate rich 1a (gene arglu1a). Gene Ontology annotation, cellular component: nucleoplasm; mitochondrion. The transcript is spliced from 4 exons. Bases 242 to 1042 code for a protein of 266 amino acids. Lineage: Eukaryota; Metazoa; Chordata; Actinopteri; Pleuronectiformes; Pleuronectidae. The record is from RefSeq and is a predicted model, not a curated record. Gene Ontology annotation, molecular function: cadherin binding.